Misgurnus anguillicaudatus (oriental weatherfish) is the source of this 5602-nucleotide messenger RNA. RefSeq names its product DnaJ heat shock protein family (Hsp40) member B5 (gene dnajb5). Gene Ontology annotation, molecular function: protein-folding chaperone binding. Gene Ontology annotation, cellular component: cytosol. NCBI's taxonomy places the organism in Eukaryota, Metazoa, Chordata, Actinopteri, Cypriniformes, Cobitidae. The record is from RefSeq and is a predicted model, not a curated record.
GUUAGCGUUGGUCGGUAACGUUACGCUCGCCUCAGAGAAUUUGGCAACUUCAUUACGCACUCAUAUGUUAUUUCUAAACUAGACAGCAGCAUUAGCUCACCCAUAAUUAGUAUUACUGUUAACUAGUAGUAAUAGUAAUAGAUAGUAAUAAUUCAAAAUAAUACAAUAACUACCUAUUUUGUCUAAUUGGAGGUUAUGGACUGUUAUAGAAAUAUUUGUAUGGAAAUAUUUGCUUUUUUAUAAAACUGCUGGGUUUUAGACACAGCUAGCGUCAUUCUUGUGUCUAAUUUAAGAAUGUCACCCUUGUGUCUUCAGAAAUCCAUAGUCGCAUCCCCCGCGUGCUUGUCUUACUGUAUGGUGGUGUGCAGACGCUGGUAAUCCCCGCCACAUUGUUAAAUAAAUAUAUUUUGAUGCCGAAAAUACGUAUUGAGGUCAGGUUUGUCGGUUAAAUAUCGGUUAGAUCUGAUUUAGUCAGCGGUCGCCCGUUAUUUUUACCAUUGGUGGUCAUCAUGACAUCAUUAAAUACCGGAGAGGAAUACCGGGGGAUCUCAGUGGUUUUCAUUUAGCAAUGAGGAUUUCCUGUCGGAUGCGGCAAACCGGCGGCAUCAUUGUUUUGCAGAUACUGUAACCGAGAGCUGGGUGGUUCUUGAAGGACUCUAUCUUUAAAUCAAAGCCAUGGGAAAGGAUUACUAUAAGAUCCUAGGUAUACCGUCAGGCUCGAACGAAGAUGAAAUCAAAAAGGCCUACAGGAAGAUGGCCCUAAAGUUUCAUCCAGAUAAAAAUAAGGAUCCUAAUGCUGAAGAGAAAUUUAAGGAGAUAGCAGAAGCUUAUGAAGUUCUGAGUGACCCAAAGAAGAGAGUCAUCUAUGACCAAUACGGGGAGGAUGGUUUGAAAACGGGUGGGACAGGAUCAUCUAGUGGACAAGGAAGUACAUAUCAUUACACCUACCAUGGAGACCCACAUGCCACCUUUGCUUCUUUCUUCGGAGGCUCCAACCCCUUUGAUAUAUUCUUCGGCUCUGGACGCCAACGAGGAACCACUAAUGGCUUUGCAGAACAUGUUGAUCAUGACAUGGAUAUUGACAUGGAUGGAGAUGAUGAUCCUUUAAGUUCCUUCAGUCACUUUGGCUUCAAUGGUAUUAAUGGUUUUCAUCACGGUGGAGGUCGAAGACAUCGCACUGAGCCUUUGCAUGGUGGCAGGAAGAAAGUACAGGACCCGCCGGUGGUACACGAGCUUAAAGUGUCUCUGGAGGAGAUCUUCCACGGAUGUACCAAGAGGAUGCGGAUCACUCGCCGACGACUGAACCCAGACAGAAGGACAAUGAGGACAGAGGACAAGAUCCUUAACAUUGUCAUCAAGAGAGGUUGGAAGGAAGGGACCAAGAUCACCUUUCCCAAAGAAGGUGAUGAGACGCCGGAGAACAUUCCUGCUGAUAUUGCAUUUGUGCUAAAAGACAAGGGACACCCACUUUUCAAAAGGGAUGGCUCCAACAUCAUUUACACAGCAAAGAUCAGUCUUAAGGAGGGGUUAUGUGGCUGCACAGUAAACAUUCCCACCAUUGAUAACCGAAUGAUCUCAUUGCCCUGCAACGAUAUCAUCAAACCAGGUACAGUCAAGAGACUACGUGGAGAAGGUCUGCCUUUCCCAAAAAAUCCAUCACAGCGUGGAGAUUUGAUAGUGGAGUUCCAGGUACGCUUCCCAGACAGAAUACCACCCCAGUCCAAAGAGAUCAUCAAACAGCACCUACCACAGUCUUAGAGGAAAUUCUUCUUGUGGAUUCACUUUAACGCGUUUCCCCUUUUGGUCCCCCAAAAAUGGCUGAUUUUGAAGAGUGGCGGAUACGUCAAAAAAGGACUAGGAGCUCAUUUGAUUUUUUUUGUUACAGUUUUACAUAAUUUAUUUUUAAAUUCUCGAAAUAAGCGGAACACUGACUUUCUGGCUGUUUUAAGUGGUUUGUUAUGCUACGGCAAAUGGCUUUUACUCUUUUAAUGACUUUUUUCAUUUGUUAGGAAUAAUCUUAUUGUUUUGUCUCUGUUGGAGGCAAAAGAAUACAAGAAAGACAAAAUGACUGAACACGUUGAUAUUUUUGGGUUUUGUGUUGGGGAUAGACAACGAUGGACAAUCCAACAAUCACAUGCUAUUUAUUCUGGAUUUGGAUCUUCGUUAUUUUGUAGCCGCUUGAAAUCCUUUCCAUUGUACAAGUCAAUAAGCUCAUUUUAAAUGUUGAAGUAUGUAAAACUGAAAAAAAGUGUUGUUUUGGGGAUUUUCAAGCACCAGCAUAACCUGUUUGUUGACUAUUUGAUUUAUUUCCUCUCCCCGACCCACCUUAUCAGUCUACAGGUGCUUUCUAGUCAUUUUUAAAGUACCAGGUGCUGGCAAACCUUUGGAGGUGUGAUAACAUGAGAGAUCGCAGAAGUUUUGAGUGCCUUAAUGUGGCUCAAAUCAACCUCUUAAUUUUGAUGUAAUGCUUUUGUUACAGCUACAUAGUAUAAAUGAGAUUAAUUUGCCUUUAAAGGGGACAUAGCAUGAAAAUCUGACUUUUCCAUGUUUAAGUGCCAUAAUUGGGUCUUCAGUGCUUCUGUCAACCUAGAAAAUGUAAAAAAGAUCAACCCAGUAACUUAGUUUUGGUAAACCAUUCUCUGCAAGCAUGUAAAAAAAUAGGUAAUUGAAAUUUGGCUCCCCUUGUGAUGUCAGAAGGGGAUAAUACCGCCCCUUAAUCUGCACUGUCCAACCAUGCCACUGCCAUUUAGUGCAGAGAGCAGCUAAUUUGCAUGUUAAAGGAAACACCCAAAAAUGGCACAUUUUUGCUCACACCUACAAAGUGGCAAUUUUAACAUGCUAUAAUAAAUGAUCUACAGUGAGGAAAAGAAGUAUUUGAACACUCUACUAUUUUGCAAGUUCUCUUACUUAGAAAUCAUGGAGGGGUCUGAAAUUGUCAUCGUAGGUGCAUGUCCACUGUGAGAGACAUAAUCUAAAAAAAGCAGAAAUCACAAUGUAUGAUUUUUUUAACUAUUUAUUUGUAUGAUACAGCUGCAAAUAAGUAUUUGAACACAUGAGAAAGUCAAUGUUAAUAUUUGGUACAGUAGCUUUUGUUUGCAAUUACAGAGGUCAAACGUUUCCUGUAGUUUUUUACCAGGUUUGCACACACUGCAGGAGGGAUUUUGUCCCACUCCUCCACACAGAUCUUCUUUAGAUCAGUCAGGUUUCUGGCCUGUCGUUGAGAAACAUGGAGUUUGAGCUCCCUCCAAAGAUUCUCUAUUGGGUUUAGGUCUGGAGACUGGCUAUGCCACGCCAGAACCUUGAUAUGCUUCUUACAGAGCCACUCCUUGGUUAUCCUGGCUGUGUGCUUCGGGUCAUUGUCAUGUUGGAAGACCCAGCCUUGACCCAAUGCUCUUACUGAGGGAAGGAGGUUGUUCCCCAAAAUCUCGCAAUACAUGGCCCCGGUCAUCCUCUCCAUAAUACAGUGCAGUCGCCCUGUCCCAUGUGCAGAAAAUAACCCCCAAAGCAUGAUGCUGCCACCCCCAUGCUUCACAGUAGGGAUGGUGUUCUUGGGAUGGUACUCAUCAUUCUUCUUCCUCCAAACACGUUUAGUGGAAUUAUGACCAAAAAGUUAUAUUUUUGUCUCAUCUGACCAUAUGACUUUCUCCCAUGACUCCUCUGGAUCAUCCAAAUGGUCAUUGGAAAACUUAAGACGGGCCUGGACAUGUGCUGGUUUAAGCAGGGGAACCUUCCGUGCCAUGCAUGAUUUCAAACCAUGACGUCUUAGUGUAUUACCAACAGUAACCUUGGAAACGGUGGUCCCAGCUCUUUUCAGGUCAUUGACCAGCUCCUCCCGUGUAGUUCUGGGCUGAUUUCUCACCUUUCUUAGGAUCAUUGAGACCCCACGAGGUGAGAUCUUGCAUGGAGCCCCAGUCCGAGGGAGAUUGACAGUCAUGUUUAGCUUCUUCCAUUUUCUAAUGAUUGCUCCAACAGUGGACCUUUUUUCACCAAGCUGCAUGGCAAUUUCCCCGUAGCCCUUUCCAGCCUUGUGGAGGUGUUAGAAGUUGGAUUCUUACUGAUUGUAUGGGGUGGACAGGUGUCUUUAUGCAGCUAAUGACCUCAAACACGUACAUGUAAUUUAGCAUAAUAAAUGGAGUGGAGGUGGACAUUUUAAAGGCAGACUAACAAGUCUCUGAGGGCCAGGGCCCGGUUGCAUAAAGCACCUUAAGUGUAAUUUUCCCUUAAGUUCACCCUUAUGUAUGCAACAUUAGUAUUUUAUAACAACAAACCUGGGUCGCUGUCGUGAAACACUUAACGAUUACUCGGUUCUCUCAGGUAAGUUUAUGAGAUUAUACUGUAUGCAACACCCUUAAAUUAUUCUUUUAGUUAAGGGGAAUUUACCCCUCAAGUGUCAUACUUAAGGGAAAAACUUAAGGUGCUUUAUGGAACCGGGCCCAGAAUUCUAGCUGAUAGACAGGUAUUCAAAUACUUAUUUGCAGCUGUAUCAUUCAAAUAAAUAAUUAUGAAAUCAUACCUUGUGAUUUCUGGAUUUUUUUUAGAUUAUGUCUCUCACAGUGGAUAUGCACAUACGAUGACAAUUUCAGACCCCUCCAUGAUUUCUAAGUGGGAGAACUUGCAAAAUAGCAGGGUGUUCAAAUACUUACUUUCCUCACUGUAUAUGGUAUUUUGAGCUAAAACAUAACAUACGUAUUCUGGGGACACCAAAGAUCUAUUUAACAUCUUAAAAAAAGUCUUGUGAAAUGUCCCCUUUAAGUUCCAAUAAGUAAAGUAUUGUGGUAGCAAUUUUUAUGGGAAUAGUUCAGCCGAAAAUAAAAACAAGUAAUCUGCCAUUACUUAUGGUAAGAUAACAUUUAAGUUGUUCCUAUGACUCUAGUCUUCUAAAGCCAUGUGAUAGCUUUGUGUGAUGAAUGGACCAACAUUUCAACGAUUAUUUGCUGAACAUCAAGCUUUCGCAUGUUGAAACCUAACGUGUUCACGACGAUACACAAAACCUCUUUGUUUAUGUCUAUCUAAAUGGAUCCAGCAUAAGCAGGAGAAUUUGGUUUUUGUUUGGCAGUAAGUCAUCAGGAUUCGCUCCAAAUCUGUUUUGUAUCUCAAAAUGGCACAAAUGUCUGCUGCUUCUGGAUGCUACAACUAAGGGAAUUUUGCAUUAUUUUGUUUUAAAAGUUUGACUUCUUACAUCUUAUGAUCUUUACCCAUAAUGCAUGAUCCAAGUUUGUUCCUCCAGCCGUGCUAUUGUAUGGCUUUUGAAGACUGAGAAUAUAAAGCAAUUGUCACAUGGGCUACUUUUACUUUUGUUUAUUUUCUGGAGCUUGACAGCUGCCACAAUGAGUAAGUCAGCAUAAUUAUUUUUUUUAGUUGGUAAUUGAAUAGCUAUUGGAAAAACUCAUUAAUUUGUCCAUUAGAGAAUUCAGUAGUAAAGAGUAUACUAACAUCCACCGAAUGAAGGAUCUGAGUAUGUUGAUACACCUGUCUAAAGAUCUGUAUGACACUCAUCUAUCAGUGCUGUUAAACAGAUAACUGUGAUGUCAAAUGAUCAUUUUUUUAUGCUCUGAGGUCUUUACCGUUCAGUAAGCACAGCCAAAAUUAUGAAACAUUUUUU